Molecule: messenger RNA, 693 nt
Organism: Talaromyces rugulosus
Lineage: Eukaryota; Fungi; Ascomycota; Eurotiomycetes; Eurotiales; Trichocomaceae
Exons: 2
Coding region: 1-693 (230 amino acids)
Cellular component (GO): cytoplasm
Source: RefSeq, a predicted model, not a curated record
AUGGACAGUCCGGCCACACGCGCGUUCCCCGAGGACAAGAACCCCUUCCGCAAUCGAAUGAGCUCUCUCGGAUCGUCGCUUGAACGCCACCGGUCCAACUCGUUGCCCGCAUCGUCCAUCGAGCAGAGCCGGAAUGAGAUUCGGGAUACCUUGAGGCAGCAGCAGAACGUGCAGCGACGAAAGACGCAGGCGCAUCGCCACGGUGGUGGUGGAAGUAGUCGGUAUCGCAAGAACCGGGUCAAUCCAGACAUUAUCGACCAGUUGGACAAUGCCAGCAUCCUGCAGUACCACCACGAAGGCCCGUAUGAUGCCGUGUAUCCGGAACGCAAUGUGUACAGCCAACGCAGUCCGCUUGAGGCAGUCAAGGAUUCAAAUGAAGAGGCGCUGAGGGCGACGCCCAUGUACAAGAUCAUGGAUAGCGUGUAUCGACAUCGUCCACUGGACGGAGUGGCGUUUUACCCGCCGGGCAUGACAGACCCAGAGGGACAGACGUAUUCAUAUGCCGAAGGAGAUAAUAUGAUGAGUAAAACGCAUGGGCUGUUUCCAAAACCAUUUGGCGAGAAAUUCACGGAUGAAGACUUUAAAAACGAUCCCUUUUAUCAGCAAGACAAUCAGCAUGCCCCACGACGAAUGGGCAGCUUGCGCAAGGCACUGUCGACAUUGAAAGGUCGUUCUCGCAAGAACACAGCUUGA